This is a messenger RNA of Xyrichtys novacula (pearly razorfish), 10498 nucleotides long. NCBI's taxonomy places the organism in Eukaryota, Metazoa, Chordata, Actinopteri, Labriformes, Labridae. The record is from the annotation of a GenBank genome assembly.
CGUCAGGGCGCGUACAGCUGCUCUGUGAUGCUUUGUGCUCAGCGACGCAGAGAUGUUUGGGCCGACGCAUCAGCAUAGGUAACGUGAAAUGUUCAUUCUCCUGCUGUCAUGAAAGAAUAUGAUUGUCUGAGCAACCCGGGGCCGAUGAGAGAGAACUGAUAUGCAGCAUAUUAGUUUCAUGAACGAAAUGGAAAUGCUAACAUUUUCGGCUCGUUUCAUCCCGAAACAGUGGAUUUGGGCUAGCUCAGCGGGCUGCUAUUAUCUUUGUAUCUGCCGUUGGGAUAAAGGAAUUGUUACAGGAGAUUAAAAACAUGUUUAGCGACAGGUCUGUGUUUAUAAAAAUGGAAAUGAUGGUUAUAUUGAAGGAUAAAUUUGCCUUUCACGUCUACCCUCGACUGCGGUCCUCUCUUUGUGAUUGAAAUACUUUGAAUUCAUUCAUUCUGUUCUCUCUGCCAAAUUAAUGAAAAAGAUACACCAAACUGGUAUUUGAACACCGAAAAGGAAAAAUGUAAUUAUUAUUAUUAUUUUCAAUAUUAUUAAUAUUAUUUAGGCUGCUGAAUUCAAUUGAUUCUCAAAAUUUAUUGUAUGUGUUCAAGCUGUGCCAUAGACCCAUGUUAACAGUUCAUUUGAGGAGCCAAGAGACCGAGAGCCAUGCAGAGUCAGACCCUGGAAAACAGUGGACCAAACCCUGUGACCACAGCAACAGCAGAGCUUCAACUAGACACCCAGAGUGAAGCCCAGCCAGAACAAAGUGAACCAAAUGCAGGAGAGGCAGAGGAAAGAUCUGCUGGUUCUGCUCAGACUGAAAAACCAGUGAGGCUGCAUGAAAAUGGAACAGAAACACAAACUGCGCUUACACAUACAGGUGUGGUAAUCACACAAGCUGAGCUAAAUGAACCUGCUGCUCAGCCAAUCACUGAGCCUUCAGAUGGAACCAACGGGAUGGAGACUUCACAACCAGGUGCCGCCACUGAACCUGUAGCUGAUAACACUACAAGUCCUGAGCGUGAUGGGCAAAAGUCAAAGAAAAAAGAUCAACGUGCAAAUGAUGGAAGGAAGUAUGUUCCCUCGAAAAAGGCAAUGAUUGAUCCAUUAAAAAUGGACAUGACCAAGCUCCCCGACACUCCUCUUACAUGUGAGUAUUUUACCCAUGUAUUUUUUUUAGUGCAUGUCAUUAUGUGUUAUACGUACAGUCUAAUCCAGCAAAACUAGUCUACCAAAUAUUUUUAUUGCUAACUAUCAAAAAAUGUUGUGAACUCUACAGUUAUUUUGCAGUCCUCAGUAAAAAGUACUUCUAUGAUUAGUUUUCCUGUAAAGAUAAACUAUUGAGUUUCUUUAAACUUGUACAGCUGGCUUCUUGUGUUCAUUAGCAGCCAAACAAAAAGGAGAUCAGAGUUGAACCACUGUUUUGGGCGGGCCAAUCACAUCUUUUAUACAAUUUGUCUUAAGAAAAGUUUGUGUGGUCUGUUUUUUGGUCUCUAAAGUGUUUCUUCUUAUUACAUAUCGUUUUUACACUGUUAAAUGCAGCAUAAUGCUGUUAUGAGUAAGCUGUAUGUAAAGUCUCCUUUUUGUUUCUGUAGGGACAAACAUUGUUUCUAGCUGUCCUCCUGAGAUUCCAGAGUCAAGUUUUUCUUAUGCAAACCUUUUAAUUUUGGAGCGUUUGCCUCUGUACUGACAUGUAACCAUCUCCCCUUUCUUGUAGCAUUGCAGCUUUCCACACAGUGCCUCGAGUGCCACAUUAUCUUCAGCGACGCUAAGAGUAAAGAGCGUCAUGUAAAGAUGAGCCACCCUGCAGAAUACGAACAAUGCAUACUAAGGAAUUCUCUUUUUGCCUGUUAUGUUUGUGAGCGCCACUUCUCAAACUCCACGGAGCUUAUGGCCCACCAGAAGGCCCACACAGAGAAGAAACCCUUCAAGUGUCUGAUCUGCAGCCUUGCCUUCAGAAAAUCAUCAGAGCUCACCAAACAUAAGAAAAUUCAUUUUGGACAGGAUGGUUAUCCAUGCACUGAUUGUGGAAAACCUUGCAAAACAAUGACAUUGUUGAAGUAUCACUGCCGCACACACACUGGAGAAAAACCGUAUAUUUGCAAGGAGUGUGGAAGGAGAUUUUCCAUGUCCAAAUCUCUACAGAAACAUGAACAGUCACAUUUGACAGAAGGGGCUGAGGGAGGUGAAGGGAACGUAUCAGAUAAAGUACAACGAAAGAAAGAUGGUGGUAAGAAAAUGUCUGCAUUACAUUUAUGUUUAAUGUAACAUGUUAAAAAAUAUGAUCUUGUUUUUGCCUUGCUGCCAACUAAAGACAUAAAAAGUGGACCCAAAAUAUUGAUUUAAAGAUAAUUUAUUUUAUUUGGGAAUUAAAUAAAAAGUGUGUCCAAGUCCCCUAGAACUUCCCUGACAACAAAUUCUUCGGCUUCCUCAAGAAACACAUCAACAUUUGAGCUGUGAUUUAAAUUAAUGGCCAAGUGAAAACAUUAGCUUGCUUAUUUGUUGUAAUUUACAUUUAGCAGAACAUUUACAUUGAGGGUAAUGUUAAAUAAGGUGAAUGGGAAUUGUGCAAAAGUAAUUAAACUGACCUUUCAGCCCUCCUUCAUGGAGCUUUGCCAUUGAAACACCUUUAAACAUGAAAGAGGAAAAUGUCACAACCUGUAAUAUUGUUGCUAUUAUCACUCCUGCUUGAGUUUCAGCUAACUCGUAGGGGUUGGUAACUAGAGAUGCACUCACCAGCUCUGCAGCAGUUGUCUUUGCACAAAACAAUGUUACGCAGGAAAUGGUUCAGGCACCACCAUACUUUCAAGGUGCGUGGAGAAGAAAGAGAAGUCUAAAAGGGUUAAACUCCAGUUACACAUCCAGUCAGAUUCAGACAACUUUAUUUUUGUAUUAAUGUGCUUCAGCCUGUGGCUUUCCUCAGGGUCACGAAUGACCAAUGAUCAAAAAUUUUAUUUUUCAAUAUUAUGCCUGAUGUGAUGAGGACCACAUCGGGUGCUUGCUCCACCAACUGAGCACUCCUGAAAAUACUCCUAAUCUAAAGAGCAAACUGAAACUAACAUUUUUGCCAGUGUCAACAAGCAGAGAUGAAAUGUGUCUCUGCUGUACUCUUUUCUUUGAUUGAUUGGUAUGUGAAAGCAAGUUGGCACAGCUUUGACCAUUUCAAAAUUAAUCACUGUGAUUACAAGGUUUUGACCAAUCAGAUUUAAGUAGUUAAUACAGCUAUAUAUCUGCUAUCAGAACCGGCACACGUUACCUCUUUCAAAUGGCGUAUGAGUCUUAAUCUGUGUGCAGUGUUUACUCUACUAAAAUUUCUUAACAACACAUCAAGUACAGUGUUAUGAAAGUUUGCAGAGACAUUGAAAAUUCAUGCCUUGCAGUAUUAAGAAAACAUCACAAUGCAAUAACUUUUUUUUCUUUUGCUAUUUUAGGGGAGUCUAAAAGCUAUCCUUGUUCCGUGUGCAACAUGACUUUCAAGAGUAACAAGACACGGCAGCAUCACAUGAAAACCAAACAUACUUUGCCUGCUGCUGCGGGUAAGGCUUUUCCUGCUGGACACCAAGUCGUACAGAGAACACCCAUCAUUACUCCAAUAGCUAUAUCCCAACCCACACUGUUACAGCUGGAAGCCAAUGGACCCCUACAAAAAGUUGAUGCCAAUAUUGACACUGAACAGAUACGCAGACUUAUUGAAUCUUUGGGAAAUGUGCAGAAAGUGAACCAAGUUGUCAUACUGGGGCAGGUGCCACCUCAUGCUCCACCACUUGAAGUGCAGCAAAUGCCACAACUAACAGAGUGUGUGAAUUUGAACCUCAAUCCACCACAAAUAGAUUUUAUGGGUCUGAAACAGCCUGAGUGCAAGUCCGUUGAACUGGAUCCCUUAAACAACCCCUGUGACCCUAUGGAACAAACAAUUAUACUGGAGCCUAUUACACCUGAUGGACAGCUUGACAUGGUCCCUUUUUCAGAAUUAGGUUCCAACAUAACAGUAAUUGAAAACACAGAGCAAACUGAGAGACCUGAGGGAGAGGUAAUGCCUCAGAUUCUUCAACAGCAAGAUAUUGGUGUAAUUCAGUCUGUUCCUCUGGACCACAUAGUUUGUCAAAAUGAACAAAAUCUGGAGCAAACAGUCAUAUUAGAGCUUACCCCGGCCUUGACACCAACUGUGGAGCUGGAACAUUCCCAAACUCUGCCUCAAAAUGAACUCUUUUCCUCAACGUUUGUAACGACUACUGAAUCAGAGGAGAUUCCUGAUCAGGCUCAAGAUCAGAUGGUGAUCGAUGAAACUGAUACAAGCCUGUUAAUUCCACCUCUUGCUGUUGAAUUGGAGGUAGGACCUCCACAAAAAGAGCAACACUGCAACCUGUCUUGCCACUUUGUUCCAGCAGAUCCACUUCAACAAACUUUGAGUGAAUCUGUUACAAAUCCCCCAGAAGAAAUUGAUCUACAGAGGCAACCAGUGAGUCAAGACCUGAUCCACUCUGCCCUUGAUAAAGCUGUACCCCUGAAGACAAAUGAAAACCCUGGUCAGGAACCAUCUGAAGAAGAAUCAUUUGAUCCAGAGCGAUUGCAGCAGGAACCAUCUAUGCAAAAUCAAUCUGAACAAGAACCAACCGAGAAUAUAAUGGUAGAAAGCAAGGAGGAUCAGGAGAGGUUGGAGAACCUGUCAGAAAAAGAGGAACCAUCUGCAAAAGAAGGACCAUCGCACACAAAGGCCAAAAAGUUAUCACAGAUUUCAGACUUACCCAUAAAUGUGAUGUCAGCUCAAGAGCUAGUGAAAGUACGGAAAAGAAAACCAGCAAGAGCAUUUUUCUUUCAAGGAUACCGGCAAGACUUGGUUGGAUCUUUAUACAGUGAUGAUUUUUCUAUAUACGCUGCCCCUGCCAAACGCCAGAGAACAAAAAAGUCUCAUCUUGUUGUUAAAUUUGGCCCACAAAACAAAGAGAAAAUGAACAAGAAACAGAAAAGGCCAUCACAGCAGCAUAGGACAAGUCAGGAAGAAGGGUUAAGAGAUAAAACACCAGCAAUACAUCUGUCAAAGAAAAAAGCAGCAACGAAGAGGAAGGGGGAAAAGGGAAAAAGGGACAAGAAAAGCAGGCAUAUGGUAUCUUCAGCUGAGUUAAAGACGCCUGCGUCAAACCAUGAUCCACAAUUGGAGCAAAACAAAGAGGAUACAAGGAAGAGUAAAAAGAAAAGGCAAAAAGGAGUAGCCAGAGAGGAUGGGACUAACAUAGGUAAACAAAAAAUCAAGCCUAUCUCUAAGAAAAAACAAGUUAAGAUUAUGCAAAGUGAAAAGCCAAAGACUGCAAAAGUUGGGAAAGGAAAGGGCAUUUCAGUAAGAAAGGAAAAAGACAAGUCAAAAAAAAGUGCAGCUUCAUCAGACAUAGCCAAUCCACACAUAACAAAAGACUCUCUACUUCUACUAAAAGGACAUAAACAACCUCAGCUGAAAGUUUACAAGUUAGACCCUUUAAAAGCACCAGGCAGCACAUCAGAAGAUACACCUAAUGAGUCCCAAAAGAUAUCUGGAAAGGGUAAAGCUGACAAAGUGAAACAUCAAACAAGUGAAUCUGUAAAUACUCCCAUACCAGAAGGAAAGACAAAGGGAGGAAGACCCAAAAAGAACCAGAAAGCUCUUUCGUUAUUGUCCUCAAAAAGGGUUGCCAUUCAACCAUUAGACACAGUGCCAACCAAGCCAAAGACCACCAGGAAACGUAAAGCCUCUCCAAAAGUGGAGACUGAAGGAGUGAUAACUUCUGUUCAUCCCAAACGUGCCUUAGAGUGCCAAGACUGUGGGGAAAGAUUUAGUGAGGUCUCAUCUCUUCAGAAGCACAAGACCAUGGUUCAUGUCAUAGAGAGUCCUGGUCUUACUUACACCAAUGGGAACAUCUUUGAAGGUGUCUCCAGGAUGGAUCUUCACCCGCUUCCGCAACAGCACCACAAUCCUGUUGGGUUGAUGAAUGCCGCUACAGGCUGGGAUACUGAGCCUGAAAUGGGAGAGACUGCACUUGAAGACAGAGAGCGAAAUGUCUCUUUUCCUGCUUUGAUUCCAUCCCCGUCUUUACCUGUUCCACCCUCAGAUGUUGAAACAAGCACUUAUGAAAAUAAAGCUGGCUGCACAACAGGAUCAAACAAUCAACCUCCAUCCGGUCAAAUUGAAAUCAGUGAUAACCAUCCAAAUAUCUCACCUGAACCGACGUUGAGUGCUUCUGCUCAGACACAAAGUGCAGAGACAGGUGAGCCUUUGACAUCAGAUAUGGACAAGCAAGAUGAUCAGACCCUGAACCAAAUAGAAUCAGAAGUCUGUGAUACUUCAAAUGAGGACAUAAAGGAGGACUUACUUUUUGAUGUAGAUUUAGUCACCGUUGGGGAGCAGAGUGAAAGAGAUAAUUCAGCUUCUCUUGAGGACAAACUCCACCAAAAUGAAUCAACUGGAUCUUGCAAUACUGAGGUUACAAGCACUGACAAACUUCCUGAGCAAGCUAUCGAUGAAACGUCUGAAAACCCCCUGACUUUGCAUACCGUUUCAUGCUCCACUCAUCAAGAAGAGAUUAAGGAAGAGGAGGAAGAAGUGACAGUCCAGAAGAAAAAAGGAGAGAAAGGGACUGUUAUGAGGAGUACCACAAAAAGUGAGGGAAGGGGAAGAGGAGCAGGAUGUCUAAAAAGGAUUGUGGUCUCCAAGAAGUUUUCUGCUAAAGAUACUGUCAGAGGAUCAGGGUCCAAAGAAGAACAGGAUGAAUGUUUGAUAGUUUAUGAAAACCAUCCGAUAACCUCUGAUUCAGAAAAACCUGAUGAAGGCCAGACCAGUCCUGAACUUAAGGCUGGCCAUGUUACCAAUUCUGCAAAGUCUUUGACUUCCUUGUCCUGCACAUCAGAGGCAUCUCCUGAUAAGCGAGACAUGCUAGAGCCGGAGUCAGUUACCUCAGGUGUAGAAGAGGCGAUGAAUGAAACCAGCAGAGACAGGUCUCCAGUUGUCAUACUUGAGAGAGUCCUCACCUCGACACCAAAAGCAAACGCUGAUAAGGAGCUAAACCAGAAGAGCGUGAUGAAUAAUAGAAGACAGGUGAGCAACAAAAACUUCAUAAAAAUCAAUAAAGGGUUGAACUUUAGCAGUUAAUAUGGAUUUGUCUUCUCUUCAGGGUUUUAACAGCAAUGCUGGAAAUGAAGUACAGUUCCUUGAGAGCCAGGAGAUCAAAGUUGAGGAAGUUAUUUCAGAUCUGCCUCUGGCUGGACCAACCUGCCAGAACAGACGGCCUGCAAGUAUUCAACCACAGCACGACUAUGAUGUGAGGACAGUCCUGGUGAAAGAGGAGUGCAGCCUUGUGCUGAAUGAGGCUCAGGCCACAGAGAGCAGCAGUAUUCGCUGGAAUGUGGAGCCAGCUGAUGUUGUAAACACCUCCAGUUCAAGUAAGGAGAAGAACAACUCAGAACUUAAAAGAAAUAGUAUUAUUUGAUUUUUCUUACAUAAUUCCCUAACAGCCUGUGACAAGAGUGAGUAAUAAUAAUUUUGAUAUGCAUUACUGUUUGUUGCUUUAAGCUAAUCACCGACUUACCUGUUUAGGCAGAUGACCUUGGAAAGCUUUAUCUUUUUUAAUGUUCUGUGGCAUUUUACUUUCAGUUAUUAACAGCGAGGGAACAGCAAGAGACAGUCACAACACCCCAGAGUUCAACAGCAACCAGUGCAUUUUCUACCCAGUGAAGGAGGAGGAGAAGGAGGUUCUUGUGGGUGUUGCUCAGAGCAACAGUGAGAGUUUAACCACAGGAUCAUUCAACAGCGUCCAGCAGACAGAGCAUCAAGGAACAGAUAGUACUUUGAGUGAGUCCUUCUGUUUUCCAGCUAUGUUUUCCUUUUACCAAGGGUUAGAUGGAGAGCUGUGUUCUAAUGUUGAAAAUGCUACCAACAGAUGGAGGGCACCACUCCGUGGCUGACUACCAGGAGAAGACGGUGAGACGUUUAUUGUCCGACACAGGGGACACAGGGGACUUUGCAGACAGACAAGGUUUGUUUCUUCUUUAACGGCUGGUACAUGUACUUUAUCAACAACCUCCAACUAGUAAAAAAGUUCAUCAAAAUUAUAACUAACUCAUUCAUACACUUUCAGUAGAGACUGUCACUGAAUGGCAGCAUCCUCCGGACAUCCGUGACUUUCUCCUCCAUAGUUCUGAUGAAGAAGACGUGGGUGCUUUUGAAAUGUCUGAUCCUCAGCUUGACUCUGAAGCAGAAGUAAUGGCCUAUUUCCACAAGUAUACCUCAAACAGCUCACAAGGAUCAGAUGAAACAUCACAAAGGUAUAGUACAUCAGAUUUGUUUAAGUGGACAAACAUUCACAAAUCAAAAAAAAAAAAAAAACUUACCAUUUGCUUCUUAAAGUAAGUAAAUAUUGUCAUAGUGUGUGGAAUCUUGUAUUAUUUUGACUUAGUGACCCAUCCUGUAUGAUUCAAGAGGAACUCAGGCUGUUGUACAUUGAAAUGUUUAAAACAAACUCAUGUUUGCAUAUUUUCAAUGAAGUGGUAAGUGCUUUGUUCCUGCAUGUGAUGCUCUUGAUUGUUCAAUUUAUACUUUUCUCAUAGUUUGUCAGCUUCAGAGAACCAUUCUCAGGCACAGAGAGAGGAACAACAGACCAGAGAGCCCAUGGACUAUUUCUCCAAGUAUUUCGGUUGGGAUACCUGGGCAGAAAUUGCAAGUUGCACGAAUAAACUGUCCAAUAUAUCCAGUCCUGUCACAGCCAGAGAGGUUGCUCAGUUUGUUGGGAUCCACAUUGCAAUGGGAACUUUAAAGGUUUGUGUUGUGUUGUGACCUUUUUCUUGAGUGCUUUCCUGGUUCUCCUUUUCAAAUGCAAGACCUUGACACUUGAUUUGAUGUCUCACUAUUUUUCAGUUCCCCAGUCCGAGGCUCUACUGGGAGGACCUGACUAAGGUGCCGUUGAUUGCUGAAGCAAUGCCACUCUCCCGAUUCCUUGAGUUGUCUCGCAUGUUGAAGCUGGCUCAUCCUGCGAAGAAUCCAGUGGACAGUAAUGUUCAAAAAGAAAGACAUGAUGGUCAUUUAUGCCUGAGUAAAAACAUAUCAAGUAGGCAAAGUGGAAUUUCACCGCCCAGUGAUGAGCAGAGCGGAGAGCACACGUCAGAUGACUUAAACAACCCAGAAACAGAAACUGAUCCUCUGUGGAAGGCACAGCCAUUAUUGCAUCGAUUUAAAGCAGGGUGCCAGUUACUGAGACGUGAUGUCAAUUACGCGGUCGAUCAAUAUCCACUCCCUCUGACUGGGAAGAUACACAAUAAAAAACUGUCUCUUCACUGCACUACAUUAAUUGGAUUUGGUGGUUUACUCUUGCAUCUAGAUCUUAAAUUGGGUCUGAGUGGCAAAGAGGAUGCUGUAGAAAAAAUGGUUCCCACAGGUAGUAUGGUGUUUCUCUGCAAACAGGAACUCUCCACCCCUGCCAUGCUGGAGCGUCUGUUGAAUGCUGGGGUUCAUGGGGCAGGUAGGGUGGGAGGGGCUCGAGGACAGAUUGGAGACGAGUUUGUGAGCUCAGAUGGGAAGUUGAUGUUGCGUAGAUCACACUGUGGCUUCAUACUAUCUACUGCAGGAAGUGGCCAGAGGAACAUGGCUUCUCUUAUUAACAACUUUGAAAAGGCGCAGAUGUCAGCUCUUCUCAACAGAGACCUGUUUAAUCUUUACUCUAUUCCUCUGACUGCCUCUGCCCCAACCUGUUGGCCUCAAGCCGUGCUCUGGUACCUGACAGAUCUGGCUUUGGUUAACUCUUGGCUUCUUUACAGACAGGAUCACAAGGCAGCAUCCACACUUUUGUCUUUCAUGGCCUUCAGAUUGGAAGUAUCCAAGGCUUUCAUCAAAUCAAGUAGCUCUGAUACCCAGGACUCAGUCCCAACUCAACCCCCCUUGGAGAAGGCGCAUGCAACACAUGAAACUCCUGAACCCAGUCUAAUGGAAGAAAGUCCUCUUCCGGAUGCAGCCACACGAUAUGACGGCUCAGGUCACUGGCCAGAGCAACUUGCUGAGGGAGAAGGGGGAAGAUGCCGUUUUGGGGAUUGCCAAAGAACAUCUCGAGUGCUUUGCCUUAAGUGUUGUGUCUUUCUUUGUAUCUCACGCAACCACAACUGUUUUCUAAACUUCCACAGUCAAGGGGGUUUAGGAAAAAAGUAGUGUCCACUGUCUCUUUUGAUGUAUGAAAAUAGUGUAUCAAAAAUGGUAUUGUCUUUAAAAAUUUUCCACAACGCUUUCCGCUAUCCUUAUUGUUGUUUUAGGAUACCAUUUUCAAUGCUAUUUGAAAACGUGCUUUGUGGUGUGUCUUAUUUUGUCACAGGGCAGGUGUAAAUAAAUGUAAAAAAAAAGUACUUCUAACCAUGAACUUUGUAAUUUAUGAAUUGACAUGUUUGUUUUUUUUUUACUCUUUAACGAGACCUCGUUAACAAUUCAUAUUGAACUUUUAGUUUGGCUUUAUAAAUUAAUGAUGAUUCAUGGAAUUUUGAAACAAUAAAAGACAUUUUAAAUGUUUAA